Molecule: messenger RNA, 1281 nt
Organism: Prunus armeniaca (apricot)
Lineage: Eukaryota; Viridiplantae; Streptophyta; Magnoliopsida; Rosales; Rosaceae
Source: the annotation of a GenBank genome assembly
AUGGUAGAGGAUCAUAGCAGGAAGGUUAAUAAUAUAGUGGUGUUGAGAGAGUUCGACCCGAGCACGGACUGUGAAGGGGUUGAAGAAGUCGAGAGGAGAUGUGAGGUGGGUCCCGGCGGUGAGCUCUCCCUCUUCACUGACCUCCUCGGCGACCCAAUUUGCAGAGUUCGUCACUCUCCGGCCUAUCUCAUGUUGGUGGCUGAGUUGGUGGGGGAGGAAGAAGAGGAGAAAGAGGUAGUGGGAAUGAUUAGGGGUUGCAUCAAAACCGUUACAUGUGGCAAGAAGCUCUCCAGAAAUGGCAAAAACGUUACCCAUCACAACAAAAACGACGACGUACUCGACGACACCCUCAAGCCCCUCCCGGUUUACACCAAGCUCGCUUACAUCUUAGGCCUCCGCGUCUCUCCUUCUUACAGGAGGAUGGGAAUAGGGUUAAAGCUGGUGCACAGAGUGGAGGAGUGGUUCAGAGAGAACGGAGCUGAAUAUUCGUACAUGGCCACAGAUAACGACAACAAACCCUCCAUAAACCUCUUCACCGACAAAUGCGGCUACUCCAAGUUCCGUACUCCCGCCAUCCUCGUCAACCCGGUCUUCGCCCACCGGGUCAAGCUCUCCUCCCGCGUCCACGUCAUCACGCUCUCCCCCUCCGACGCCGAGUCCCUCUACCGCCGCCGAUUCGCCACCACCGAGUUCUUCCCCCGUGACAUUGACGCCGUCCUCAACAACCGCCUCUCCCUCGGCACCUUCCUCGCCGUGCCACGUGGUACCUUCACCGCCGGAACCUGGCCCGGGUCGGAUCAGUUCCUGGCCGACCCGCCCGAGUCCUGGGCCGUCCUCAGCGUCUGGAACUGCAAGGACGCCUACACCCUCGAGGUCCGCGGCGCGUCGCGCGUGAAGCGGACCCUCGCGAAGACGACGAGGAUCGUGGAUCGGGCCCUACCGUGGCUGCGGCUGCCGUCGGUGCCGGAGCUGUUCAGGCCGUUCGGGUUCCACUUCCUGUACGGGCUCGGAGGAUCCGGCCCACGCGCGGAGAAGUUCGUGAAGGCGCUCUGCGGCCACGCGCACAACCUGGCGAAGGAGCGCGGGUGCGGGGUGGUGGCGACGGAGGUGUCGAGACGCGAGCCGCUGAGAUUAGGAAUUCCUCACUGGAAGAGGCUAUCGUGCGACGAGGACUUGUGGUGCAUCAAACGGCUCGGGGAAGACUACAGUGACGGGUCCGUCGGUGACUGGACCAAAUCGCCACCUGGGAUGUCCAUUUUUGUCGACCCCAGAGAGUUCUAA